Oenanthe melanoleuca is the source of this 7400-nucleotide messenger RNA. RefSeq names its product L-threonine ammonia-lyase-like. The record is from RefSeq and is a predicted model, not a curated record. Gene Ontology annotation, molecular function: threonine deaminase activity; L-serine ammonia-lyase activity. Gene Ontology annotation, biological process: L-serine catabolic process; L-threonine catabolic process. NCBI's taxonomy places the organism in Eukaryota, Metazoa, Chordata, Aves, Passeriformes, Muscicapidae. The transcript has 12 exons. The coding region runs from base 321 to 1925 and encodes 534 amino acids.
GCUCUUCCCCCAGCCAGCCUGAGAGCUGCUGACAGCACAGUGCCUGCAUUUCCCACCCAGCAGUGCAGGGUUCACACCUCUCACAGGGGAGUGUGUCCCUGCCAGCAGCCUCCCAGCUUUGCUGUGCACCAGGAGUUACAAUGAAUUUUGCAGCACAGUUUAUCUACUUCAGGGUCUUAAAAAACAGAAGUCCCAGGGAGCGCUACAGGGAAGACGAAGACUACGAUCCUUUCUGGCAAAGGUUGGAGAAUGUUGCUGUCUGAUUAGAGCUAGAGUGCUCCUUUCUCCCCUCUGGGGCACCCAGGGCCAGCCCCACGGACAUGGCACCCCCUGGACCCCUCCUGCCUCCUUACGCUGCCGUAGUUGGAGUUUUGCUUCGCCUCGUUGUGUAUUUAGUCGCUGUGCUGUAUAGUUUUGCUGAGCAGCUGUUCUUGAAAAAGGAUGACAAUAGAAUAAAGAAACAAGAAAUGCCAGCAGUUUGUGAUCUCCACUGCUGCAAGGACGUGCCCGUAAGAAAUGGCCUUAUUGGGCAGAAGCCCUCUAUCAACCCCGAGAGACUGAAGGAUUUUGGUGAGGAGGAUUACCUGAACGGGGAUGUGAAGACCUGGGAAAUGAAGAUAGUGAGCCGAAAUGAGGAGCUGCUGAGGGAUGCCCUUCCCUGCACCCCUCAGCCAGGCAGCAGGACCAGCCUGGCAAGCUGCAACAAGCUGCUUCGAUUUGAAGACAUCCGUGCAGCAGCCUUCAAAAUCCAGAGUGGGAUUCAGAAAACCCCCUGUAUGUAUUCUAGGCUAUCCAAGCAGUAUGGAAUGGACAUCUACCUGAAGAAGGAGUUCCUCCAGUACACGGGGUCUGUGAAGGAACGAGGGGUACUUUACCUCCUGAUGUCAUUGCCUCAGGAGCAGCAGAGGAAAGGGGUGGUGGUGGCCGUGGACAGCACCUUCUCCCUGGCCGUGGCGCACCAGGGCUCGGCGCUGCGGGUGCCCGUGUUCGCCGUGGCGCCCGCGGGCGCGGCGGGGCGGGCGCGGCUGUGCCGCGAGUUCGGGGCCGCGCUCAUCACGCACGGAGCCUCGGCCAGGGACGCUCGGCUGCACGCCAGGAGGCUGGCGCAGGAGAACGGCUACCUCUACCUGGAAGAGGAGGACAGUGCUGUGUACCUGUCAGGCCUGGGCACCGUGGGGCUGGAGAUGUACGAGCAGGUGCCCAAGCUGGACGCCGUGGUUUUCCCUGCAGGAGGCCACUGUGGCUUGCUGGCAGGGUCAGCUGCUGCCCUCAAACACCUCAACCCACAGAUUUCUGUAAUUGGAGUUGAAUCUGAAAGUUUCCCAGUAUUGCAACAGUCCUUAAAAGCUGGCCACCCUACUGAGGACCAGGCCUGCAACAAUCAUCACUUCUAUGGAGAUGUGAGUGGAGUUUGCUUUGGCAGCAAUUCCUUGCAGCUGACUGGGAAGCUUGUGGAUAAAGUUGUUGCUGUGAGGGAGGAGGACAUCCUCAUCUCCAUGCUGAGGCUGCUGGAGUACGAGCGAGCCACGGUUGAUGCAGAAGGGGCCAUUGCCCUGGCAGCCCUGCUGGCAGGGAAGCUGCCUGAGCUCAAGGGUAAAAGAGUGGCAGUUGUUAUAUGCAGUGGAAACCUGGAAUUACAUUUGCUGCAACAGUGCAUAGCUCGUGCCCUGACCCUGGAUAACAGAGUGUGCAGAUUUUCCCUUGUGAUUUCUGACUGCCCAGGAGACAUGUCAAAGCUACUGGAGAUUUUGGCUAGGGAAGAAGCAAGAGUUUUGGAUAUCAAACAAGAACGCACAUUUGUGACGUCUGAGCUCUUCACUGUCCAGGUCAUCUGCACGGUGGAGACCAGAGACAAGAUCCACGCAGCCCAGCUGAGGAACGCGCUCUUGGAGCGCUACCCCACGACGGCGUGGACGGAGCGGUGACGGGCACGACCACCUCUGACCAGGAUGCUGCAGAGCCCAGCCCUGAGGCUUCACAACAAAUGUUAUCCUUCAAAGCUGAACACCUAGCAAAUAGUUUCAGGAUGUUUAUUUCCUGCUCAAAAUGUAGUCUUUGGGGAAAAAAAAAAAAAGUGAAACUCAAAACUUUAGUUUAGCUAAGGGAAGCUCUUAGUCUCUGCUGGUGUUGGAAUUCCUCAAUUCAUUAUCAGCUGGCUGCCUGGAUUUUAGCUAGUUUGUAGAAUCCAAACAGGGAGAAAGCAUUUCUCUUUACAUCUGAAUACAGACCUCUCAAAGGUCUUUUGAUUUUGAUGCCCCUUGUUAAAGUAAUGCAGCUCCUUCUGCUGGACUUAGCCACACUACAAGUACAGAAACUUUCUGUUUCCAAGCCAGAAGCAGUUUUCUGUUUGCUAAAUCUGCUUCAGGAGGUGCACACGUGUGUGUAGGGUUGAACACACUUCUGUUCUGAUCUUUGCUGCCACGUGAGGAAAAAUUAUGCUAAUAGACAAACACAAACAGAAAACCCUUGGAAGAUAAAAGCCAUUAUAAUAUUAAAUUUUUUUCCCAAGGGAAAAUGAUCCUAUUUGCAAAAUAAAAUAAGAUAUUUUACAGAAAUUGAAAAAAAGUGUUGAGUAUGAUUAGAGCUCAUGAACAGAACACAAAUGUAUUUCUUCCCUCUGCUUUUGGAGACUCAGCACAAAAAGUAGCAACUGGCUUGUGUUUCUAUACAAAAAGGCGUCUUGCUACCCAGGUGAAUUUUGUAAUUAGCAUUCCACUGAUUAUCUUAGUCUGUCUAAAACAGACUCUAUCCAUCUCACCUGACAGAUUAAGUACACUGUUAAUAGUGACAUAUAUUUAAAGACCACAUGUUAAUAGGUAAAGGCAGUGCUGGGAGUAGAGGAAGACUAAGUCUAAGUAAGCACAUAGCUAAUGCAAUUAACAAAGAACACAUUGACCCAAAUACCAUUUUUAUCACUACAGGCAGAGACCAACUAAUAAUAUAACAGAGUGGGAUGGCAAGAAAUGUAAGAGAAGUUCAGGCCCUCUUCUGAAUGUGCACACAACACAGUUGUGCCUUUUCAUUUGGGCAGAAUUUAAUUUAAGCUCUAAAGUACCUAAAGGGGCCUACAGGAAAGCUGCAUGGGACAAGGGGCAAUGGCUUUAAAAGUGAAAGAGGGCAGUUUUAUAUUAAGUAUUAGGGAGAAAUGCUUCACUGUGAGGGUGGUGAGGCACUGACACAGGUUGCCCAGAAAAGUUAUGGAUGCCACAUCCCUGGAAGGAUUCAAGGCCAUGUUGGUUGGGGCUUUGGGCAACCUGGUCUAGUGAACAGAACUCCACAACAGGGAGGUUGGAACUAAAUGUUCUUUGAGGUCCCUUCCAACCCAAACCAUUCUGUGGUUCCAUGAUCUAACUCUCUCUGUAGCUUAUACAGGAUGGGAAGAGAAGGGCAGCAUUGUGGCUGUCUCUGCAGUAUUAUUUUUCUGGGAAAUAAUCUGUCUGCUCCUUCUUGUUGUGGUUCACAAAGGAGCAGGAGUACGGAGUCUGACAAAUGGUGGACAAAAAAAUAGAAGUUUACAGAUUUGGUCUGUUUUUGGAAGGACCAUACUGGUUUGCACAUGGAACUAAAAAUUAUUGAUGCCCCAAUGGUUAGUUUUGUUCCCUUCUUGCCAUCCAGAAUGAUGGGUAUAGGCCAUCAGCUAUCACAGCUGUGUCCUGUCAGACAUAACUCCUUUCUCCAUUCUCAGAAAAGUUUAAUACAUCUGUAUGGAAAUAGAUGACAGAGUCCAUAUAACAUACUUGUUCCUUCCAUUGGAACAAGAAAUGCACCACACCAUCAAAGAGCAGAUCUGGGGAUGAAAACCCACUAUCAAUAAGAGUCUAAUUACCCUCCCAUGUUUUUUGGCAAAAGUCUCAGAAAAUUUUGAGGGUGUCUCAGGUACCUAUAUGAGAAAAAAAUGGAGCUUUAUAACCAAAGCUCUCAGUAGUGGCCAACAGGUUCUGCUGUCUGGAUAUUUGGUUUAAAAUUUUGCAUUAUCCUGGACUUUAUUGUUUUAGAAGAUCAGAGCAUUAACAGCUUCUUUCCAAAUCAGGGGGAACUGCAUUUAGCAAGUGUUCACAAACCUGGGGCAAGAAGAUGUAGCAGAUAGAGCAACUAAGAAUCAAUGGACUUGAAAUCACUAUAUGAUUUUGGAAAUGUGUUUGGGGAGUGGGGAAAGAAGGUGAUGUCCAGAAGGUGCUUAAAAUGUCAACAUUAUAUUUGCAGUUUGGUUUUAUUUUUAUUGUUUUAAGUAUAAACAUACUUUAAAGUGUUAAUCACUCUUCAGUAAUAAACACUUUAUAUAUGAAUAUAAUAAUACCAGAGGUGUUUUUUCAUUCUAUAUUGCCUUUAUUGAAGUCUCAUUGGCUUAAAAGAUAAAAUGAAGAUCUUCCAAGGGAAAAAACAACCUCAAAAUGAGACAUUUAAUUGACUGUGUGUUUGGAAAGAAUAAUGAAAUACCUGUGCUGCUAACCUUUUCCUUUUUGAAUUAUGAAAUAUAAUAAGAUCUAUGGCAUUUCAAACACCUAAUAAUUUGGUUUUGAAUGUUUUAUUUAAAGAAGUAUUUUUAUAUAGAGUGUUCUAAUGUACCUUGAAAAAUAACUUUAAUAAUUAUGUAAAAAUUUCACUAAAGGUUACAUCAGCAAAAUGUAAAUCUAAGCAUCAUAUUUAUUUGAAAAAUAAUUAAAAUUCUGCUAUGCCACCUCAGCAAUGAAAGAUUUGUCAUUCUCUUGAUAGCAGCCUCACUUUAAAAAUCAGAGUUAAUAUUUUUCUUUUAUCUGUCAUUGACUUUGGCUCAAAAUCUGCACCAUUCAGGCACUAAGUUGUCUCCAGAGGCACAAGAUGCCUUGACCCAGGUAGUGCCACUGGAGCUAAGCCACUCUGGGAGCUGUCCUAGGCACACACUGCUUGUCAGGGGCACAACUUCUUCCCAGCACUGAUGCAAACAAGGUGCAUCUUAAAUUGAAACAAAAUCUCUUCCCACACUGAUUCCUUAAUUUUUUCAGCCAGGUCCUGUUAGCUGGGGAUUAACAUCUAAAUCUCUGCCAGCACAUGUUUUUGCUUCAUCAGGAGCAGUUCAUCUCCCCAUGCAGGUGGCAUGUCCUCACAGGCAGCACCUUGCCUUCUGGCCUCCUGCUUUUGGGAGAUCCACAACCUCCCCAUCCCACAAAGCAGUAAGUGCAUUUGACAUGUUAUUGCUAAACUUUUGCUGGACCCAAACAUAGGCACGUGGUUUACUGAAUGGAAAUAUAAGACUCUGGAGUUGGGCUGUAAUUACUGCCAGUUAUCUGUUGCAUGGUUCUCCUGUCACUUUCUCUGUGGUUUGUUUAACUGUAAGCAGUCUACCAUGUAUAGGACAUUGAAGUUUGUAGAGUUUUUUCUUCCAUUGCAAAUCUUGUUUUCACGUUCUCCCAAACUUCUGCUACAUCUCAAAGGAGGAGGAAUCCUUCAGUAUGUUGUGCCCUCCUGAGCUGAUGAAUUUCCCCAUUGUUCAAAAGCACUUUUAAAUUUUAUGGUUUUUUUUAAAGCUGCAGCAAAAACUGGUGGUAGCAUUGGGAAAAUAUUCUAAUAGAACAUAUUCUAAUAUGUUUUGAAGUAUGUCAAUAAUAAUCAAUAUCCCAUACAGCUAAGCCCAUGCAGCCUGUCAGUCUGAAAAAACAAAGAGUCCUUAAGGACACAGCCAGAUCAGUACAUCUGAGUGCAUCCACACAAAGGAUAUGAGGGGCUUCUCCUGUGCUGUUGAUGUCUGAAAGCCCCUAAUCAGAGCAGGCACUCUGAUUUACUUCUGAUUUACUUGCCUGGUGUGAGGGGGUGCAGAGGCAGAUUGCAACUAUGAAAAUCCCUAUCUUCACUCUUUUGAAAUUUUGGAGAAGGAUGUAGUUUUCCUUUUGCUAAGAGGCCUAGAGUGUCUUUAGAAGGAUAUUUUAAAUUGUGUAAUUGCUGCAUUUAGUAAACUGGUCACCCUGUGCAUUCCCACAAGGGAAUGGAUUCCUUUGUGAAAGUGGUCUCAAAGAAUGUUGAUAAAUGAUACAAUAAUGUUCCUUACACCUCUCUUUCCUCCUCUCCCCUCCUUCCCCUCAUGCAUGUGCUGCAGGUAUGUUUGGAGUUGCAGGGGCCAUGUAAGGUCUACUACAGUACGUGGAUUGUGCCAUAUUGUUACUGCUCUUCUGACAGCAGGAGUAAAGGGAUGGAUUUUGUUCCUUUUGCUUUCAACAAGCUAUGAUAAUUUCUUGAGCUGUUCAUGUAGCUCUUGCAUACAGAGACUGUACCAGAAUGCUCACAAACAUCAGACUGUGGGACCUCAAGGGUCUUGCUUAUAGAGGUAAAAUUCACUGCAGACUCCAUGGCAGUGACCAUUCCCUCAGCUUCACCAGGGUUCUAUUGUUCUGCAGGGGACCAGCUGCCCAGCCCCAGUGCAAAUUAAAUAUCCUUAAUUAACCAGAACUUGGGUAUUUCCAAAGUCUGGCUCAGUGGAUUCCUGUUGUGUUUAGAAAAAUCUAGGUCAGCACGAAAAAGAGGCAAAGCAAGACAACAUACUGAGAUUCUGAGAAAAGUUUUUCAUCACUCCCUCACAAAAAUGUGCUACAGCCCUGAAGGCUUUAGAACCAGUUCUUGAAAAUGGGUGGGAGACCUCUCACUGCUUUAGUUCAGGCUCAGCAGUGUCUCUGAGCUGAUGCUGCACGUCCUGAUCUACACAUCCAGUUCUCCCCAACAGAGCUUGAUUUGAGCAGUGAUUUGCCAAGCAUGCCGAUUUGGAUAACUUGCCUUUAAGGAGCAAAUUACACUCAUUUCCAUAUAUUAUGAUUUAAGGGUGAAAAUGGAUCUGGUGGUUUCUUUGUUUCCUUCCACAACAAAGCUACCAAGCAAUCACAGCAUAAAAGCACUGUUUCAAGUGACAUGAUUGUGACUUGUAUGAAAUAAUUUCUUUUGAUCACCGAUGCAAGUCAAAUAAAUAAUGAAUGGGGGUGGCUUUCUUAUAUGUCUAGAAAAAAAACAGGCAUAGUUGCUUUAAAUUUUCUUGGCAUCUUUGUUAAUAUGAUGCAUACCCAGUCUUGCACUUAGCUUUCAAAGCAAGGGUUGGAUUUUUUUUUCUUUCCAAUUUGAAAUGGAUGUCUAAACAGCAUUUAUUUUUCAGUGCUGUCACCAGCCUAGUUGGCAGAAAUAUCCAUCCUGAAAAACCUUUAUUAAAGUCAUCUUAGCUUUCUUGGUGAAUCAUCUUCUUAUUUAGUGGUAAGUAAAAAAAGUAAAAGCUUUUCUGUAUGUUUCAUUGGGGUUUCCUUUCAAUGGGAAGUGACAUUUUGAAAUCUUUUGUUGCAGCGAAUUACUUAACUUCCAAGCAUUUUCCUUUGGCAAGCAGGGCGGGCUGGGUGUUGAUGGGGAUGCUUUGACACCCAGCCCAGCCUUUGGGAACACAGGGUGCCCUU